AAAGAGUGUUGUGUGGAGCUAUUUAAAUACACACAGAAAAGAAAUGUACUAAUCAUAUGUCUGAGGUUAAUAAGUUCAUAGCUAAUAUAUAUAUGUAGAUCCUGCGGUAACAAAUCAUUUUUCCCCAACGAUAUGAUAAAGAAAUUAGAAAAAUGCAUUUGCGAAUAAAGGUGUGUAUUAUUAAUAUGAAAAUUAUCAAUUUACAGAUAAAGGAACUUUAAAAAUCAAUUUUUAGGUGAAUAAAACACAUAAGUCUAACAUGAUAUUUAGUAAAUAAACUUUAAAACAAGAUUUCUGAAUAAUAUUUUUUAUUUAGUGAUUUUAUUGAAAUACAAAGAAUACAUGAUACACUAAAAAUGAAUCCUUGCUACUGUCAAGUUAACAGUGGUAAUUGUAAUAUUUGAGAUUCAAUCCAGAGGACCAGUUUACUCUUUACUCUUAUGAGUUCAAUGUCAAGCUGAGAAACAAGUGGGUUUUGAGAAUUAAUUGUGACAAAAAGUAACAAGAAUGCCUAGGUAAUUUGAAUUCAAUUUAAAUGAAGCUAGCUUAGGGUCAAUGAUCGGAUGUUAAUUGCAGAACUGAACAACUAUUCAAGUGCGAUGAAAUGCGGUCUAGAACUCAGAUCACUCAACUGGAACAACUCACUAUCGUGAUCUUAUUCCCUAUGCGUGUCGGUCUUGAAUCCUAAGCUCUCGCUUGGAACAAGACGCGAAACAAGCUUUAGAUGCGAGAUCUGAUUAGUUCACUUAAUACCCUAAUAUCUACUCUCGCUGAUUAGGGAUACUAAGCUCAUUCAAUAUAGGUCGACUUAUCUCCUAACGGUUAGCUAGAGGAUUAAAUCAUAGAUCCAACAUUAAGUGAUCAGUUCAAUGCAGGCAGUAAGAUCAAUAUAAAUGAAGAUAGUUGAGAUCACUUAUUUGUGUUCAGUUCAUGCGGCUAACACCCUACAACCCUAAGCAAGCUUAGCCUACUACUCAAUCAUAAAGCAGGAUGACACAGGCAAGAUUUCUGAAUAAUACUGCAUAUAAAAUAAGUAAAAAGACAAAGGGUUCAGGGUAAUCUUCUCGUGAGAAUGAGAGAUGGAGCCUUCUCCCUUACAAGUUGCGUAAAAUCCAAAAGAGCAAUCUAGGUUUCUUGUAAAACUCGUGUGUCUUUAAGAAAACGAUAGCCUCCCCCUUUUAUAGGGGGGCGCUGGUGAUAGGAGAAUAAGAGAACGAGAAAGUCGAAACUAGGGCAAACUCCCAGAAUAGGAAGUUUUCUUAAUGAUCGGGAGCAGUCUAAUGCUUGAUCUCUUCGGGAGCAACCCUUGGGUUGUUCUAAAUGACUGUUCCACGCUGAAUCCUUCAAAACAGCAUCUGACUUCCUGAAACUCUCUCCUUUACUCUUUCACCUGUUCCCAACCUAGAAUGAUGUAAAUUAAAUACGAAUUAGGACUGAAAAUGAGCUCAAAAUGCACAUGUAUUGGUAUUAAAAACACCACAUAUCAAUACAUAAGCUUAGAAUCAAACUCCGAAAAAAAAAGAAUACAUAAUACAGUGAUAUGAUGCAGUGCUGGAUGGGACGCACCACGUAGUCAAUUAAGCUCCAGUUUAAAAUUUGCCGGUAACUUUUUUUUCUUUGUUGAUAAUCAAUUUUUUAUUUCAGCAAAAAAAAUAAAUGUCUUACAAAAAUAUAUCAACUUAAUACAAACCGCAUAAAAAAAUACCUAAUAAAGAACUGAGAAGCUCACAAAAACCCUUAUACCAUGAACCACACCGAGACAAUAAGUCUAAAACUUCCUGGAAUUCACCUGAAAAAUAAAAAAUAGUGUAUUUCAACAAAUACUUGGUGAGGCAAACUUUAGGAGCCUGAACAACAUCCACCGACAAUAAACACACGUCAUAGUACAAGUGUAUAACUAAUCCAGUAUAACAAUGAAAAUAACAAAGACCGUGGGAAAAUCCCAGGCCAAUGCUUCCCAAAAUGAACUGCGCUCACCCAAGGUGAGUCAACGCGAUCCAUACCCACAUGUGGUUAUAAUUGGCCACUCCAAUUAAUGUUUGUUCUCAAGUCGCGUUUAGGCUCCCGAUUUUCCCCCUCUGGUGAUCACCACUGCCCAUCAUGGCCCAACAAAGCAUAGUUGAGCAUAAAGAACAUGUCUCCUUAUUUGUAUUGGCACACAUGCUUCAUAACUGCUACUUAUCUCUUAUCUACGUAUGUGCAUUCCCAUCAAACAAUACAAACACUAGCAAACAAUUAGCCUCAAACGUCACACAACCAUAUUAUUUUAGCAACCUAUAGAUAUAUCUAGGUGUUCACAAAACAACAAAUUUUGCAAGUAAAUCGAUAUGUAUAUACAUAUUAUAUAUACGAUAUAGGUUUAACAACAAACAAAUAUGGGUGUAGUUAUGAUAACAUGAAAGCAUGAAUGAUUCACUUGAAUACUUCUCUAUGGCACAAGAAUGAAAGUAGGAGGAAGAGAUCACUACAGUCUUCACUUUAGUCUUAGAUCUGUGAAAGGGAGUAGGAGAAGUAUAACUACAGUUUAAGCCAAUCCACGAACCAGAUCUAUAAUACGUUAGAACAGUAUGCUUUAUUGAAAGAAAUGUAGACCAAAUGCUCGUCUGUGUUCUUAGAACAGUAUGUUUUAUUGAACUAAAAAUUUCAAGGUAGUUUAUAUAUUUUUCUUUAAAAUCAGAAAAUAAUCUAAGUAAAAAUACUAAAUCAUAAACCCUAUACUAUUUAAAUUCUAAAAACUCUAAGCCCCAAGUUCAAAAUCCUAAACCCUAGUUCAAAAGUGUCUGAACCCUAGAACUCCUUUUUGUAAAAAUAAACCCUAAAGACAAAACUCUAAAUUUAGAAAAAAAUGAUUGAUUUAAUAAUUUUGAAAUGAUAUUUUUAACACUAUUAUCUUAAGCAUUUAUAUUUUUUAUAUGAAUGAAAUUAACUAAUACAAAAUAAGAAUAAUAAAGAUUGAAGAAUCAUAUGAAGAAAUUAAAAUUUUAUCAUUAGAUAUUGAAUGGGAAACUAAUGAGAAGGUGCCUUGACUAAUUCAAUGAUAAGGUAUGUUGGCUUGUGAAAAGCACUCACCUCUUACGUAGAAAUGUCUGAAACAGCACCAAAAUAUGGGCCCUCUCAAUUCCCAAACAAAAUAUGAAAAGACAAAUAGUAAUAAACAAUAAAAACUAAAGUCCAAACGCGUAAAAAAAAAUUCCUAUUUCACUCAGAAAAACCAAUUUCUACUUCAAAAUAUCUUGCACUUAUUUAAACUCAUCAUGAGCCUAUGGUUUAGAAAGCAAAUGUUCUGAAACACAGAAAACAAAACAAAACAAAAAAUGGAGCACGAGAUUCCCGUAGGGUUUCGUUUCUAUCCGACGGAAGUUGAGCUGAUUUCGUUCUACUUAAGAUUCCAGCUUAACGGAGGAAAUGCUACCAUUCACAGUCUCAUACCCAUUCUCGAUGUGUUUAGCGUUGAGCCUACUCAGCUUCCAAAUCUUGCGGGAGAGAGGUGUCGAGGAGACGCAGAACAAUGGCUUUUCUUCGUGCCAAGACAAGAGCGGGAAGCUAGAGGAGGAAGACCGAGCAGGACCACUGGUUUAGGAUAUUGGAAAGCAACUGGUUCACCAGGGCCUGUUUUCUCGCCUGAUAAUCGUGUAAUCGGAGUUAAGAAGACGAUGGUUUUCUACAUCGGGAAAGCACCUACGGGGAGAAAGACAAAAUGGAAAAUGAAUGAAUAUAAAGGAAUUGACGAAACAGCCAGUGUAUCUACCAUCCCUAAGUUGAGGCACGAAUUCAGUGUCUGUCGAAUCUACAUAAAAUCCGGAAGCUCGAGAGCCUUUGACAGACGCCCCACGGAAGUUUAUGCCAUAGAGAGAAAGCUUCCUCGAUUUGGAAUUGAGACAUCAUCUCGUGCUACUGCUACACGAAGAACCUCUGAGAUGGUUGAUGGGCUAUCACAACUCCGAGAGAGAAAGCUUCCUAAGAAUAGUGUUGAGACAUCAUCAUAUGAUACAUUCACAACCUCACAGGAAACAUCAAAUUCAGGAGGAGGAGACCAAGUUCAGUUGCCCGUGAAUGCUUCUACUACACAAACCAUUUCAGAGAUGGUUGAUGGGCUAUCACAACCUUUUUGGGAGUGGGAACAACUAAAUUGGUCUUAAACCUAGUACCUUGCAUCUUAUACCUACUCUAUGACCUCUAUUUUUAGUUGAUAAAUAUUCUAGACUAGGGUUGAUCCGUGAUUCAUGCAGUGAACUUAUUUUUAUUAAAUAUUUUAAACACUUGAUUUUAUUUUGAAAUGCUUCAUUAUAUAUUGUAUUUGAAUCAUUAUUUGCGUGAUUUAUUUUCUUUAUUUUAUCA
Messenger RNA from Brassica rapa (field mustard), 4338 nucleotides. RefSeq names its product putative NAC domain-containing protein 61. The record is from RefSeq and is a predicted model, not a curated record. Gene Ontology annotation, molecular function: DNA binding. Gene Ontology annotation, biological process: regulation of DNA-templated transcription. Lineage: Eukaryota; Viridiplantae; Streptophyta; Magnoliopsida; Brassicales; Brassicaceae.